AUUCACAUAAUAUAAAAAGUAAUAUUAACCAUUUGUUUAUCUACUGUAGUAGUAUCACAUUCGAUUAAUUUUUAUCAAUAACUUUAUAUUUAUUUAUCGAUAUAAUAAUAUAUUAUACAACAUUUUAGUUAUUAACUUGUCUUAUAAAUCAAUACCACAGCCCACAGGCUGUAAAAAGUUCGUACUAUCAAUAAAAAAACUUAAUAUUUGUUCGGUAGGCAAUUUUACAUUUUUUAUAAUAUAAAAAUAUACCAGUUUGGCCGAUACCGCGAGUCGCGAGGCUUAGCCCAGUUCAUCGACUGCCUGGUCAACACCGUGUCAUACUCGGAAAUCCGAAAUCAGUUUUGUUCCGUUGGUCUUCAGUGCAACACCGUUACAAAGUCUGUAUGAUUUUUUUUAUAUAUUUAAAUUGUUUAGAACUGUCGUGUUCAAGUUUUAUUGACCGUCACUUCCGAUGUGUGUAUGAACCAGUGUUGUUCUUUCGCCGCCAUGAUAUUUAUAUUUUUGUAAUUUAUAUAUACGCGUAACAGAUUAUAGUAUUCGUAUUACCUUCUGAUUCUGAUAUUGCCUCCACCGUCGUCGGACUUCAAACACAUUCAUAUUUCAAUUACGUUAAUUAUUAUCAAAUUAUACGUAAAGGUCGUAAAGUAUAAAUAAAUGAUCUAUCAUUUGAUUUUAAUACGAAAAUUACCAAUGAAUGUUUUUAUAUUAUUUUUAUUGAUCGCGAAAUUGUACCAUCAAGCUGAUUCCAAAGACAUAAUAUUAGAAGAUGAAGAAGAUGUUAUUAUUUCGGUAUAUUUUAAAAGUACAUAUGAUUUAAAUAUAAAAUGCGAUUAUUCAGGAGACUUUAAGACCAAUAGUUUUGAAUGGAAAAAGAUUUACAACAAUAAUAGAUGGACGAACGGAAAAAAGCAAUUAAAUGUAUUUAGCAGAUCACAAUGGUUGAAAUUCGAAGAUUUGAGUGAUUUAGAUUCAGGCCAAUAUUCUUGCAGUAUAAAAAGUACGAACAGGACUGGUACGUUUUACGAAAAGCGUGGAUUUGUUUUGGAUAUAUCUUUAACCGAAGACAAAAACUCUAAAGUAACAUUUCAAAAAGAUUUCACAGAAAAUGUACCGUUAUUAGUUAACAGAACUCUACAUCUUAGUUGUCCAUUUAAGAGUUCAAGUGAUACAGUAUUUUCAUGGUAUAAAGAUGGCAACCUACUCGUUAAAAGAAAAGCAAUACUUGAUGGUAUACAAUUUAUUGAUAAUUAUUACACUUCAAAGUCGGUAAGAUUAUCGGAUGCUGGAAAUUAUAAGUGCGUGGUGAAAAAUAGUAAAGGUUCAAUUCAAUUUAAAUUCAAUGUUGGUGUUUAUGAGGAUAAAAACAAAUUGCCCCCUUCUCUCGAUUACCCACAAGAUUUGCUGUUAAAGACUGGAAUGGUUGCCCAAUUUAGUUGCAAUGCUUUUGAUUAUCAUCAUGGAUGGGCACUCAGAUGGUACUAUUCAAAUGAUACAAAUCUAAUGGAUAUGGACAUAAAAAGUGUGGAUUUCUCAAAAUUUAAACAGUUGAAGAGUAACAAUAAAGUUACAUUGGAAAAUCACAAAUUAAUAAUCGAUUCCGUUACGAUUCAUGAUGCUGGAUGGUAUAUUUGUGUUGCACCAGGAAUCCCUAAUGAUGUAAUGGCUGAAGCUAGAUUGGAUUUGGAGAAAAAAAUAGAAAUGUGUCCGGCUCUAGAAUCAGAUAGCUUAGAUAUUAAAUGUACUCUAAAUGGUAAAUAUGCCAAUUGUUCAAAUCCUUCGCUACCCAAAACAAUAGCUAAACCAUUAUGCAAGCCAACAUAUAUUGUACCAAAAGGACAAAAAGCUACUCCAAAUGAAUUACUUUGUCAGUCUAAUGGAAUGUGGAAUAAUAAUUUAUAUAAUACGUGCAUUCGAAACUGCGGUAGAAUACAUACCAAACACCAAGGAGGUAAUGGUGAGAAAGCAUUUAUUGGAACAACGCCUUGGAAUGUUAUAAUAUAUAAAUUUAAUGCAAGUACUUCCAAAUAUGAAUUACAAUGUGGAGGAUCAAUAAUUACUCAAAAUUUAGUAAUUUCUGCGGCACAUUGUUUUUGGAAAAAAGGUAUGUCUAAAAAUAUAACAAUAACUGAUGGUAAAUACAAAAUCGCUGUUGGAAAAUAUGAUAGAAAUUUUACAUUAAUUCAUAAUAACUCUACUCAAAUAGUGGAUGUGGAAAUGGUUUAUGUGGAUGAAAAAUAUUAUGGAGCUGAAGGUUUUUAUACUCAAGAUAUAGCUGUUAUUGUAUUAGCAAAGAAAGUUUCUUUUAGUAAUGUCGUUGAACCUGUUUGUAUCGAUUGGGAUUAUAAAUACAAUAUAGAGAAUGGAGCUCAAGGAAAGAUUGUUAUUUGGGAAAAAAAGUUAAAUGGAACAAUAUCAAAUCCUGUUUUAUUAGAAGUAUCUUUACCAUAUAUUGACCUUAGUUCUUGUCGAAAUAUGUAUAACAUAUUUGAAGUAUUUCUGUUUGGUGAUAAGUUUUGCGCCGGCUCUACAUUGGUUUCAGGUCAUGGAAUUAACAAAGGGGAUAGUGGUUCAGGCUUAACUUUUUCACAAUCUAGUUAUCAUUAUUUAACUGGAAUAGCGAGUCUGAAGAAUCCAGAGAGUAAUAAUUCAGUCUCAGCUUUUACAGAUCUUAGACCACACAUUCAUUGGAUUCGCAAACUGUAUGACACAUAUGUUUCAUAAUUUUUAUUUAUACAAGAUACAAUAUUUUAUUAUAGACAUAAAUAUUAAAUUAUUUAAAUUAUUUAUUAAUUGAACGGAAUUAUAGUUUUUAUUUUGUAAAUUGUUUAUUUUUUAAUUUAAUUCUUCUUAUUUUUUUUUUUUUUUUUUGUUAGAAUUAAUAUUACCUAAAUUUUAACAUUAUUUUAAAUAUUAUUAUUUUAUUUUUAUUUAGUAUGGCUGUAUCCUAUGUACUUACAUAAAUUAAUAGUGCAU
This is a messenger RNA of Rhopalosiphum padi (bird cherry-oat aphid), 2976 nucleotides long. RefSeq lists its product as uncharacterized. Gene Ontology annotation, biological process: proteolysis. Bases 658 to 2724 code for a protein of 688 amino acids. The transcript has 13 exons. NCBI's taxonomy places the organism in Eukaryota, Metazoa, Arthropoda, Insecta, Hemiptera, Aphididae. Gene Ontology annotation, molecular function: serine-type endopeptidase activity. The record is from RefSeq and is a predicted model, not a curated record.